Messenger RNA from Varroa destructor (honeybee mite), 2336 nucleotides. RefSeq lists its product as uncharacterized. The record is from RefSeq and is a predicted model, not a curated record. Lineage: Eukaryota; Metazoa; Arthropoda; Arachnida; Mesostigmata; Varroidae.
UGUUUAUGUGCUUCAGUUUUGAAUUACAGCGGACACGUAUUUCGGAAGUUAUGACGCGCUUUGUUUGGUACUAUGAUGACAUACAAUAUAUGUUCAGAGAAGCUGGUUUCCACGAGUGAACUACGCAUAAGAGCACUAUGACGGACUUCGCAAUCUAGUUUAUUCAAAUGAUAUUUUGUGCUGUGAACCAAAAUUAUUAAACGAAUUUUAAGGAUCAACGUUACGGCCCGGAAGUAACUACCAUGAGUUGCCCCUCAACGAUGUCUUGACCCCCCAUGAGGAAGCUCUAGCGUUUCGACCUAGUUUGAAUAUUCUCCCAUCUCGUCAGUUAAUUUCCCGUUUCAGUGAAGGCUCUUAAAGGACUUAAGAAAACGAUGAAAAAGUUAGACCAUAUAACGAACAAUAUCUCAUCAAGUUUCAGACGGAUCGAACCUUUUAGUUCUGUGUGUAACAUGCUGAUUGGACGAUUUCACCUACCCCCUCCACUGAAGUCUACUACGUAAAGCUUUGCGUAAUUCACAGUUAAACUUUCUGUAUAUAACUUAAACUUGGUUUUGCAAAACCUCUUCAUCUCGUUUCCCUGCUCCGUUGCCUUCCGGGUCGUGCAAUGUAAGAUUUCUUUCCGUUUGGAAUUCUAUGUUAUUUUUAAUUUAAUUGAGAAUAUAUUGCUUAAUCUAUGGUAUCCAUUGAUGUAGUCACACUGUUGUUUGGGGACCGUUGACUGCGAGCGAUGUCGUUCGAUUAGUAACGGAGGCGUUAUUCAUCUAUAACAACGAACCCGAAUGGGCGACAUUGCGCAGCUUUAUAAGAAUCGACAUGUCACUUCUCUCAAAGUAUAGCCCGUUUUCCGAAGAGGAAGCUAAUGAUGCAAAUGUCAAAGUAUAUUCCCCUUCCGGGGACAGCUUCUGCAUGAAUAACGUGCUGCAUACAAAGGAGAGCGUGCUAGAAGCCAUUGAGUUAUUGAACAAGCUUGGGAACUCGUUGAAGACGAUUGUUCUUAAAAGUCGUUUCGUGCAUUUCGCUGAUGACGUUGAUAAUAAUUGCACGAUGCUUCUCAAAAGCAUACUUCAGCACAGUCCGUCAUUAAACCACCUACAUCUUCAGGGCAUUCCACUACAGAACAAAAUUUUCAUUGAGCUGCUUCAUAAGUCACACUUAAAAACAUUGGUGCUCGAUAGUAACGGCUUGGACAGUAACAUAUUAAGCAAUCUAGAUGUGUACCUUAAGGCUGGCUUGGAGGAACUACGAAUCGAAAAAAACACUGUCAGAGGAGCAGCAGUAAAUGCGGUAGCAAGAUUACUUAGCCAGUGCAGUGUUCUUAAAAAGCUUUCAUUGCAAAGUUGUUCUCUCCAGUCCACCGCCAUGGAGAAGCUCUUAAGCACGAUUAGCUCCUCAUUAACCGGCCUUGUCGAGUUGAAUCUCUUUGAUAACGACGUCGGCCAAAACAGCCAUUUACUUACCAAUAGUCUCGAGCAAUUUAUUCAUCUACGAAGUGUCAACCUCGGUGCUUGCAGUCUAACGGAUGGCGCUGCCGUCGCGUUCAUGACUAAGUUCCAACGACUUAAGGUCGAGUACGUCAAUUUCUCAUCGAAUCUCAUCACAAAAGGGGGCUGUAAUGAUAUUCUGAAAGCUCUUCGUGGUUCAAAGAUUAAGACACUCGUACUCUGGGGCAAUCCAUUUUGCGUUGCCGAAAACAGUGCGUAUAUAAUUCGGCAGGUGGAAGUUCUGAUAGCUGAGUACAAUAUCAAAACGCGGCUGAUAUGGAAGCGUCAUGACCAGCCAGAGCGAAUGGAGGAGAUCCGUCGUCGGCUAGACUGGAGUGAAAUUGAACUAUUCAUCAAUAAACCUAACUUGGAAAUGUUCAUUAGGAUACGAAAUGUGCCUGAGAAGACUUUUCUUUAUCUUCGCAAUUUUCAGCAAGCAUCAUUGAAAUCCCUGGUCAAUUUACUGUUCAAUAUAUUGAAAUUUUAUUGCGAUUUUCAUGACCAAAUCGAACACCGCAGCUCGAUGAUCGCGCCGAACUUUCUCAAGCAAGAUGUCAUUAGUAUGUGUGAGCUCGUAUUGUUCUGUUGCCUAACGCCAAUUUUCUCAAAAAGAGCUACAGAAGACGAUCUAACGCUGGAGAUAGCAUCGCGACUGUCUGCUUCCACUACGCCGAGCGAGGACACUAAAGGAGACGGGGAGCCUCCUAGAAACGAUUCGCCGGCAGUAUCAAGAGCGUCCGUGGCAUUAGGAGCAAUUCUGUUACGAGUCGAACAUUUAAUUACAUUACCAUUAACAUGUGCAGAAAAAGGGGCCAUGUAAUCUCAGACUAUUUGUGCGAAUCCGCAACCUUU